AUGGCCGAAAGACGCUUGCGAAAGGAACUGAAUGAACUGUAUAAGCUGCAGCCGAGCAAUUGUUGCGCCUGGCCCGUGACCGGGGAUCUGAUGCUAUGGGAGGCGACCAUUUUGGGCGUAAGGGACUCGCCCUAUUAUCUGGGCGUAUUCUCGUUGCGGCUGAAGUUCAACAGAAACUAUCCGUUUAUGGCGCCGCGCGUGAACUUCCUAACCAAAAUCUAUCACUGCAAUAUUGACUUCGAUGGCUACAUCUGCUGGGAUCUGUUGAGCACCAAGUGGACCGCCUUGAUUAAUGUGUCCACAAUUCUACAUGCUGUCUGCGCCCUGAUGCGCGAACCCAACGCAGAUGAUCCGUGCGACGAGCUGAUGGCCGCACUCUAUCGCGACAAUCGCCAGGAGUACAACAACAAUGCGAUUGACUGGACGCUCCGCUAUGCCAUUGCUCCAAGCGUGACGCUGCCGCCGCUGCAGCUGCAGUGCCAGCCGGUAAUCGACUUUGAUGGCCAGCAGAGACAGUACAUGGAACUUAAUGAGUUGCCGCACAUUCUGCUCCUGCUGCCGCAACGCCUUGGGGGAUGCACAUAA
Molecule: messenger RNA, 585 nt
Organism: Drosophila virilis
Lineage: Eukaryota; Metazoa; Arthropoda; Insecta; Diptera; Drosophilidae
Source: RefSeq, a predicted model, not a curated record